AUGGGGAGGCGAAAAGUGGUGGCGAUGAUAGCAGUAGUGCUUAUGUUGCUAUCGAAGUUGGUAUCGGUGAAGGCAGAGAUAGAUUGUGCCACUGUGACAUUGCUGGUUUCAGCGUGCUCGAUGUUUGUCAGGUACGGUUCACCGGACCCAUUUCCAGGAUCCCCAUGCUGCGAGGCAGUGGGGAGACUGAAUGGCCUGGCUGAUUCCAGUGAUGACAGGCAGUCAGUGUGUAGGUGCUUUAUGGGACUCAUUACUAACAGUGCUAAUGCUACUGCCAUAGCUACUUUGCCUGGUUUCUGUGGUGUGUUUCUUGGAUUCACCAUUGAUCCCAACACUGAUUGCAACUUGUAA
This is a messenger RNA of Camellia sinensis, 351 nucleotides long. Its product is annotated as putative non-specific lipid-transfer protein 14. The record is from RefSeq and is a predicted model, not a curated record. Lineage: Eukaryota; Viridiplantae; Streptophyta; Magnoliopsida; Ericales; Theaceae. Gene Ontology annotation, molecular function: lipid binding. Gene Ontology annotation, biological process: lipid transport.